This is a messenger RNA of Microcebus murinus (gray mouse lemur), 4589 nucleotides long. RefSeq names its product DExD-box helicase 21 (gene DDX21). The record is from RefSeq and is a predicted model, not a curated record. Lineage: Eukaryota; Metazoa; Chordata; Mammalia; Primates; Cheirogaleidae. Gene Ontology annotation, cellular component: cytosol. Gene Ontology annotation, molecular function: ATP binding; RNA binding; RNA helicase activity.
UACGGGAAGUGACGGAAUCUGGGUGGAGUUGACGGGCGGCGCUGUCUCUUCCUCUCCACGCGGUUGAAGAGACCGGUCGGCCCGAACGCCUUGUGCUGAAUAAUGCCGGGAAAACUCCGUAGUGACGCCGGUUUGGAAUCAGACACAACCGUGAAAAAAGUAGAGAUGCCGCGAAAGCAAGCUGAGAAGAAAAAUAGAAAAGAGAAGCCAAAAUCCAGUAAGACUGAAGAGGCAGCAGAAGAGGAAGAAACUAUUCCCCCCAAAGCUAAACAAGUUAAAAAGAAAGCAGGUCCUUCUGAGGUUGACAUGAACUCUCCUAAAUCCAAAAAGGCAAAAAAGAAAGAGGAGCCAAUUCAAGAUGACACUGUUUCUCCUAAAACCAAAAGUGUGAAAAAGAAAAAGGAACCCUUGGAAAAGAAAGUUUCUUCUCCUAAAACCAAAAAUAUAAUCAGUGAGGAGCCUUCUGAAGAAGAAAUAGGUGUUUCUAAGCCCAAGAGAAUGAAGAAAGAAAAGGAAGUGAAUGGAGAAAUAGGGGAGAAGAGCCCAGAACUGAAGAAUGGAUUCUCUCAUUCUGAACCUGACUCUAACUCCAUUGAAACUGCCAGUGAAGAAAGUAACAGUGAGAUAGAGCAGGAAAUAUCUGUGGAACAAAAAGAAGGAGCUUUCUCUAAUUUUCCCAUAUCUGAAGAGACUAUUAAGCUUCUCAAAGGCCGAGGGGUGACCUUCCUGUUUCCCAUACAAGCAAAGACUUUCUAUCAUGUCUACAAUGGGAAGGACUUAGUUGCACAGGCACGGACAGGAACUGGGAAGACAUUCUCCUUUGCCAUCCCUUUGAUUGAGAAACUUCAGGGAGAACUGCAAGACAGGAAAAGAGGUCGUUCCCCUAAGGUACUAGUUCUUGCACCUACAAGAGAGUUGGCAAAUCAAGUAAGCAAAGACUUUAGUGACAUCACAAAAAAGUUGGCAGUGGCCUGUUUUUACGGUGGAACACCCUAUGGAGGUCAAAUUGACCGCAUGCGGAAUGGCAUUGAUAUCCUGGUUGGGACACCAGGUCGUAUCAGAGACCACAUACAGAACGGCAAGCUAGAUCUCACCAAACUUAAGCAUGUUGUCUUGGAUGAAGUUGAUCAGAUGUUGGAUAUGGGUUUUGCUGAACAAGUGGAAGAGAUUUUAAGUGUUGCAUAUAAAAAAGAUUCUGAAGACAAUCCCCAAACAUUGCUUUUUUCUGCAACUUGCCCUCAGUGGGUAUUUAAUGUUGCUAAGAAAUACAUGAAAUCUACAUAUGAACAGGUGGACCUGAUUGGUAAAAAGACACAGAAAACGGCAAUAACUGUGGAGCAUCUGGCUAUUAAGUGCCACUGGAGUCAGAGGGCAGCAGUGAUUGGGGAUGUGAUCCGAGUGUAUAGUGGUCAUCAAGGACGUACUAUUGUUUUCUGCGAAACCAAGAAGGAAGCUCAGGAGCUGUCACAGAAUUCGGCUAUAACGCAGGAUGCGCAGUCAUUACAUGGAGACAUUCCACAGAAGCAAAGGGAAAUCACCCUGAAAGGUUUCAGAAAUGGUGCUUUUGGAGUUUUGGUGGCAACCAAUGUUGCUGCGCGUGGCUUAGACAUCCCUGAAGUUGAUUUGGUUGUACAAAGCUGUCCACCAAAGGAUGUAGAGUCCUACAUUCAUCGUUCUGGGCGGACAGGUAGAGCUGGAAGGACGGGGGUUUGCAUCUGCUUUUAUCAGCACAAGGAAGAAUAUCAAUUAGUACAAGUGGAACAAAAAGCGGGAAUCAAGUUUAAACGAAUAGGUGUCCCUUCUGCAACAGAAAUAAUUAAAGCUUCCAGCAAAGAUGCCAUCAGGCUUUUGGAUUCUGUGCCUCCCACUGCCAUUGGUCACUUCAAGGAGUCAGCCCAGAAGCUGAUAGAGGAGAAGGGAGCUGUGGAAGCCCUGGCAGCAGCAUUGGCUCAUAUUUCAGGUGCCACAUCAGUAGACCAGCGCUCCUUGAUCAACUCAGCUGCGGGUUUUGUGACCAUGAUCUUGCGGUGUUCCAUUGAAAUGCCAAACAUUAGUUAUGCUUGGAAAGAACUUAAAGAGCAACUGGGUGAGGAUGUUGAUUCCAAAGUGAAGGGAAUGGUCUUUCUCAAAGGAAAGCUGGGUGUUUGCUUUGAUGUACCUACUGCAUCAGUAACAGAAAUGCAGGAGAAAUGGCAUGAUUCGCGACGCUGGCAGCUCUCUGUGGCCACGGAGCAACCAGAGCUGGAAGGACCACGGGAAGGAUAUGGAGCCUUUAGGGGUCAGCGGGAAGGCAAUCGAGGCUUCAGGCGACAGCGAGAAGGAAGCAGAAACUUCAGGGGACAGCGGGACGGUAGUCGAGGCUUCAGGGGACAGCGAUCAGGUGGUGGCAACAAAAGUAACAGAUCCCAAAACAAAGGCCAAAAGCGGAGUUUUAGUAAAGCAUUUGGUAAAUAGAAGUAGAGGAUUUUUAUAGCAAAAAGAAAAUUAAGUUUGGCAACAUAGAACUGAACAUCAUUUUUCAUACAAAGUUACAGGCAUACCGUGCUUCCUUUUGACCACUUGCCCAGUCCUGUCUCUUUCGGACAGACAAGCUUCAUCUCAAUUAUUUCAUCUGAUCAUUAUCGUUUUUAACUUUAUUUCUACUUCAUUAUUAUGUUUUCCUUUUGAAAAGGUGUUGGAAAUUCAUUUCACUUUUAUUCUAAUUCAUUGUCUAUAGAUAAAAAUCAAGCAUGUAUCUCAAUACACAUUGUAAGUUGACCUGUUUUUGCACUAAAAGUGUCUCUUAAUAGUGUCCUUCCUUAAGUACUUAACAGAAUGUAACAGUCUCUGGAGGACCACUUCGAGCCUUUGGCAAUCAAAGUUCUGUAAUUGGCAUGCGUUGGCCACCUGCCAAACAAAUUACUCAUGUGGUUCUAUAACAUGUCUUCUGAGACUUAAUACCAAACAGUGAUUUGAAACAAGAUUUCAGAUUUAGCUGGGUUGUAAUACAGUUUAUGACAUUGUACGCUCUCGAUUUGUAGGAUAUAGUACAUUCGAUAUAGAUCACCCAUAGUUACUUGCAUUUUGGUACAUUUUAGCUUCUUAUAAGGUGAUUCAUGCUUCUGUGAAUUCUUCACAGAUAGGAUAUAUAGAAGUACAUUUUAAUAGAAAGCCACGGUCUUUAAGGAAUUCCAGAUUGUCGUAUGGUUCAGACUGGAAAGAAAAAAAAAAAAAAAAUAAGGAAUUCCAGAUGUAUAAGAUGGCUCCAUAGCUUUCUUUGUAAGUAAGAAGGCUGGAUAAAUGGUGCUUAAAUGACAAUGUACUCCACUUCUUCCUAUUGGAAGAUUAACUUUAUUUACCAAGAAGGAAUUAAGGGAGGGGGGUUCACAGAUGAGCAUUGCUGAAAAGUAUAUCACAAAAACCCACUGGAAAUAUUCUUCAUGUGCAAGAGGGAAACAAAUUUAUUACUGUGGAGAGCAAAGGAAGAACAAGUAAAGAUGCAUGAUUCAACAUUCUUUUAAUGGUGAAAACUUAAUGGAUCAUUAAUGUUUCUAGAGGUUAACUUCUAGUGGGUAAGAUUCAGUUUUUAGGUAGAAUUCUUCAAUUUAGUUUCUCCAAUGGCUUUGUUCCUAAAGCCACCGUAUAGGUGGCUUUUUUGUUAGACAGCUUCUCUAUUGAAAGGUUUUUAGCUGCCUAGAGACUCUUUUAAGACAAACUGUAUGGUUAUUUUAAGUUGUUGAUACGAGGGAACUGAAGAACAACACAUAGGAGCUUGAGAGUGGCAUUAUCUUCUCAUCUUAAUUCCUAGAGAUUCUGUAUUGGGAAUCCUGGAACAAACUAUGAUAGGAAAAUCAAAACUACAUGGUCUGUCUCAUUUUCGUUCAGUUCGAACAAAUAAAAUCUUUCUAGGACAUGGUUUCUCUCACUUAACCCAGUCUUUAUCUCUACCUGCUGUUUUCUUCUUUUUCUUUUCUUUUUUGGUGCUGGGAAGCAGAGGCCCGGCCAGAAGCCAGGCACGCAUCCUUCCUCUAACUGCUGUUUUCUUGAUCACCUUGCAGUAGGGGCUCUCAUAGCCAACUCAACUCCUGAUCCUAGAGGCAGCAUCCGUUUUCUAUUGGAACUUCAGUUCUAUCCUUGAAUCCUGACUAGAGGUUUCUUGCCCUCGGUUCUCAGAAUUCUCUUGGCCUUUUUCCUUGAUCCACUUGUAAAUUUUCUCAGUCUACUCCUAGUUCCUCAUGGUUUCCCAUCAAGCCACAGGGAAUUAGCAGAAGAUGUUUGGUGAUAGUACACAUAUAUUAAUACCUUGUGGGUUAUAAUUAAUUAGAUUCUGGUUUUGCCCAAAUUACAGGUAUGCUUUAAUACUUGUAUUACUACCAGAACAUUUCAUGAUUUGGUUUGGAAUGGAUACCUUAUCAAGCAGAUUAAAUGAUACGGUACCUGUCCUUUGGAAGGAAUAGCUAAAACCUUGAUGUGGGUUAUGGGUUAGCCUGAAGAAAAAUAAUCAGGCAUAAAUCAAGAGUAAUAGGGAAGAUUAUUGGGAAUUUCACUUCACAUAACUUAAUUUUAAGAAAAACAUAACUGUUUCAAUAAACGAAACUGUUUCUCUUGGA